Messenger RNA from Aspergillus chevalieri, 954 nucleotides. RefSeq names its product MBL fold metallo-hydrolase. The coding region runs from base 1 to 954 and encodes 317 amino acids. The transcript is spliced from 5 exons. The record is from RefSeq and is a predicted model, not a curated record. Lineage: Eukaryota; Fungi; Ascomycota; Eurotiomycetes; Eurotiales; Aspergillaceae. Gene Ontology annotation, molecular function: transferase activity.
AUGUUAGCCGAAAUCGAUAAUCUUGACAUCCAUGUGAUCGUCAAUGACGAACUCAACCCCAUAUCCCCAAGCCCCAAUGCUGCCGUGAAGGUAGCAAGUCGGUUUAUGGGCAUUCCCCUUACGCCAUUGAGCUCGGAGCUUGGUGGAGCAACUAUGGAAAUGUGCAUGGAUAAUUUUUUCUGUGCAGCUCAUGGAAUUUCUUUGCUUCUUAACACAACUAAGGGUGAUAAGAAGCACUAUCUCUUGUUCGAUGCGGGUCCCGAAGGCGAGGUCUGGGAGAGAAAUACCCAUCGCCUCCGAACGGAGAUCGACGAUAUUGAACAUAUUGCCCUAUCCCAUUACCACCGAGAUCACUCAGGCAGUCUAACCAAAGCAAUCGAACUGAUCAAGAAGAGCAAUGAUGGUGACAAGCAGGCAGAUCGCCCGAUCUCCCUUGAGGCUGAUCCCUCAUUUGAAGAAUUGGAGACUGCCGGGGCGACUUUGUUGAAAAGUGACCAGCCUCAUACUGUCUUGGAUGACCUUUUCCUCAUCUCUGGGGAGAUUCCUCGCCAGACUACGUACGAAGACGGUAUAUAUGGGGGAGUGUGGUUCAAUCCGUCUACUGGGCAUUGGGAAGAGGACACUUGGAUCAUGGAAGAGCGGUAUAUUAUGUGUAAUCUCAAAAACAAAGGCCUCGUAGUCUUCACCGGCUGCGGCCACGCAGGUAUCGUCAACACCUGCCACGAUGCCAUAAAGCUGGGCAACGGAAGCUCCUUGUACUCAGUUGUUGGUGGGUAUCAUCUUGCCGAUGCGGAAGACGCUAAAUUGAAUGCUACAAUGGAAGAUUUGAAACGGUUCGAGCCUAAGGUUCUGCUUGCGGGACAUUGCACGGGCUGGAGGUUCAAGUGUCGUAUUGCGAGGGAUCUGCCAGAUUGUUUGGUUCCUUGUUUUUCGGGGAGCAAGUAUACUUUGUAG